AUGAGUUUGCCCUUUUCCAAAGUCAUGAGUGCGCUCAUGUCAAAGACAUCGCCUGAGGCAAUUUUUCAAUAUCGAAAACCGAUGUCAACUAAAUUGGGCUCCCUCGCUUUAUCACUGGUUUUCUCUAUAUAUGGUGCUACAUUUGCAGAUUGGUCGUAUGAAUCAGCACUUACUGUCUACGAGGAAGCUGAUGAUAAGACAAAGAAAGAUUGGAAGUUUCUGAUAAAGACAUUCGGACCCAUGGGACUCACAGUGAUCCCGUUCUCUUUGGCACUUUGUGCCUUUUUUGCACCUUCCAGAAUUGUCACUAAGGUCAAAUAUAUUCCAAAAAUGUACGGUGAGCCUGAAUGCCAACUCACUCGAGAAUCUCUCAUCCUGGGGAAACCAGUUCAUCUGACAAGACCAAUAUCCGAAUUGCAUAGAAAUGAAAAGACAAGAGUGUUUACCGGUGACGGUGAACAAGGCGUAGAUGACAAAGGUUCUUUUUUUUUCAUUCUUACUGAUCAAAAUAUUAACGUUAAGAGUUGGGUAGAGAGAUACUAUUUGGUUCCUAGAUCAGGGAAAUUCUGGGCAUCCGAUGGACGAAUCUUUGACGCAUUAUUUGGAGGUGACUCGAUACGGGAUUUAGAGCUGAAGGCCAGGCAGAGUAAGGACAAAAAAGAAUUGAAAAAUAUCAAGCAAGAUAGAUCAGCGUUGAAUGAGAUGAUUCGAACUAAUUAUUCGAGAGCUAAGUUUCAUUCUGGUCUGAAAAAAGAAGUUGAAGUAUCUAAAAAUAUUGUAAACCAAACUAAGGGCCUUCCUUGA
Messenger RNA from Zygotorulaspora mrakii, 804 nucleotides. It is a transcript of the gene MRX15, whose product is annotated as Mrx15p. The transcript has a single exon. The record is from RefSeq and is a predicted model, not a curated record. NCBI's taxonomy places the organism in Eukaryota, Fungi, Ascomycota, Saccharomycetes, Saccharomycetales, Saccharomycetaceae. Bases 1 to 804 code for a protein of 267 amino acids.